Rubroshorea leprosula is the source of this 3208-nucleotide messenger RNA. The record is from the annotation of a GenBank genome assembly. NCBI's taxonomy places the organism in Eukaryota, Viridiplantae, Streptophyta, Magnoliopsida, Malvales, Dipterocarpaceae.
AGAUGUGUAGCAGAAAAGUGAAGUCAUGAUUUUUUUAGAUGUUGAUCAGAUACUCUUAGAAGCACAAAACCGGUGGCUACGCCCAGCAGAAAUAUGUGAAAUUCUUCAAAACUAUAACAAGUUUCAUAUUUCUGCAGAACCUCCGAACGCACCACCAAGUGGUUCUCUUUUUCUUUUUGAUCGGAAGGUGCUACGAUACUUUAGAAAGGAUGGACAUAAUUGGAGAAAGAAAAAAGAUGGAAAGACAGUCAAGGAAGCUCAUGAGAAGCUGAAGGUUGGUAGUGUUGAUGUUCUGCACUGCUACUAUGCCCAUGGAGAAGAAAAUGAAAAUUUUCAACGACGUAGUUAUUGGAUGCUUGAAGAGGAACUCUCACACAUUGUUUUUGUCCACUACCUCGAAGUGAAGGGAAACAGAGCAAAUUUUCAUCGUGUUAGAGAGCCUGAAGCUGUCUCUCCAUAUUCCCAAGAAACAGGGCCCAAUUCUGAGGUGGAAAGUUCUAUAUCUUCUAGAUUUCCUCCAAUCAAUUGCCAACUGCCUUCAACUACACAUACUACAGAUACAACAAGCCUGAAUAGUGCACAGGCAUCGGAAUAUGAAGAUGCUGAAUCAGUUUAUAAUCCCCAAGCAACUUCUGGAUUCCACUCUGUUCAUGAGCUACAACAGCCUUCUGUGGAAAGCUUUGAGGCUGGAACCUCUGAACCUUAUGUUCCUCAGUUUUAUUCAAAUAGUUCUCAAGGGAAGUUGUUAACUGAACCUGAAAUGGAUUUGGCCUCCAUUCAAGCAGGCAAGGGAAAAUAUGACAAUGAUUCUGUAUUAUCGUAUGAGUCCCAGAAGCCCCUUGAUUUGGCAUCUUGGGAAGAUAUCUUGGGAAAUUGUACCGAUGGCAUGGAACCCAUACAAUACCAAGCAUUAUUAUCCUCUACACAGCCUGAAACCAUGGGUCAGCUUUUGAUCAGCAACUUUCUCAAAAAGCAGGAGUUUGGGGAGCAGCCACAGAUGCAAGAAGAGUGUCAGAUGCACCAAAAUAUGUGGAUUGAUAAUUCCAUAAAAAAUGACUCCCAAACUCGGCUUUUAAGUGGAGAACAUGAUCAUGUUCUUCCACCUGAUUCAGAUGGCCACUUGAACUUGGAGGGAAAAUCAAUCUACUCUUCUGCAUUAAAGCAGCGUUUGUUUGAUAGUACUUUAACGGAAGAAGGUUUAAAGAAGCUUGACAGUUUUAACCGCUGGAUGAGUAAGGAACUGGGAGAUGUCACAGAUGUAGAUGAGUCACACAUGCAGUCCAGUUCUGGGGCUGACUGGGAAACAGUUGAGAAUGAAAAUGCAAUUGAUGUAUCCAGCAUUCCCUCUGAAGGAAAAGCAAAUACCUUUAUGCUGGGUCCUUCCCUGUCCCAGGACCAACUUUUUAGCAUUGUUGAUUUCUCACCAAAUUGGACAUAUGUAGGGUCAAAAACCGAGGUCCUAAUCAAGGGAAGAUUCUUGAAGAGUCCAGAUAUAAUAGAAAAUUGUAAAUGGUCAUGUAUGUUUGGGGAAGUUGAGGUUCCAGCAGAUGUCGUAGCAGAUUGUGUUCUUCGUUGCUAUACUCCAACACAUGAAGCUGGCUGGGUUCCUUUCUAUGUCACAUGCUCCGAUAGAUUAGCUUGUAGUGAAGUGCGAGAAUUUGAAUACCGAGUCAGUAGUUCUGAUGAUAACUACAGUGACACCAGCGAAAAUAUCCUCUUGAGAUUUGAUAAAUUAUUGACCUUAAGCUCUAGUUCUAAUAGUUCAGACACCAGCAGUUUCAAUGAUAUAUCCGAGUUGUGCAGUAAAAUCAAUUUAUUGCUUAAGGAGGACACUUUAGGAUGGGAUGAGAUGUUAAAGUUUAGUUCAGAUGAAGAAUAUCCCUCACAAAAAUUAGAGGAGGGAGAGCGUCAGAAGCAGCUGAAAGAAAAGCUGUGUGCGUGGCUCUUGCAGAAAUUAGCUGAAGGUGGUAAAGGCCCUAGUGUAUUGGAUGAGGGUGGCCAAGGUGUACUACAUUUUGCUGCUGCUCUUGGCUAUGAUUGGGCUUUUGAACCUACUAUAAUUUCUGGUGUAAGUGUUAAUUUCCGUGAUGUGAAUGGAUGGACUGCACUUCAUUGGGCAGCAUCUUUUGGCAGAGAGCGUGCUGUGGCUUCCCUUAUUUCAUUGGGUGCUGCUCCUGGAUUAUUGACAGAUCCAUCACCUAAACAUCCUUUAGGAAGAACACCUGCUGACCUGGCCUCUGCCCAUGGGCAUAAAGGGAUUGCUGGAUUCCUUGCAGAGUGUUCUUUGAGUGCCCACCUUUCAUCCCUUAAUUUGGAUAACCAAGACAGUGAUGCUGCAGAUGGAGCAAAAGCGGUGCAGGAAUUUUCUGAAAGAACUGCAACUCCAUUUAGCUUAGGCAACACCUCAGAUGGCCUGUCACUAGAGGACUCAUUGGCUGCUGUCCGUAAUGCUACCCAAGCUUUUUCCCGUAUUUUUCAGGUUUACCGGGUGCAAUCUUUCCAAAAAAGGCAGUUAAAAGAGUAUGGUGAUGAUAAAUUUGGAAUGUCAGACGAGCGUGCACUUUCGCUUCUAGCAGUUAAGUCAUACAAGCCAGGACAAAAAGAUGAACCCGUGCAUGCUGCUGCGAUUCGCAUACAAAAUAAAUUCCGUAGUUGGAAGGGUAGAAAACAGUUUCUGUUAAUCCGUGAGAAAAUUGUCAAAAUUCAGGCUCAUGUAAGAGGCCACCAAGUCAGAAAAAAUUAUAGGAAAAUAACCUGGUGUGUAGGAAUUCUGGAGAAGGUGAUCUUGCGGUGGAGAAGAAAAGGAAGUGGUUUGCGUGGAUUUAAAAAAGAAGCACUUACUGAGGCUCCCAAUUUACCUGAAAAAUCCUCAAAAGAUGAUGACUAUGAUUUUCUGAAAGAAGGCAGGAAACAAACAGAAGAAAGGAUGCAAAAAGCUCUUGCUAGGGUUAAGUCUAUGGUUCAGUAUCCUGAAGGCAGAGAUCAAUAUCGCAGAUUGCUGAAUGUCGUCACUGAGAUCCAAGAGAAAAAGGUAACUAAAUUCUCUAAUCUUUUACUAGUAGUUUUUCAUAAUGGAUUCCUCAGACUGUUUUUAACAAUCCUAAAUGGAUGGGUUUAAAUUUGCAUUCACAUCUUAUGAGAUUAUGGGUUCCAAGAUUAGUUUAUAUCAUGGAUAUGCUAUGCUUAAGAAUUAAGAGCAUUUCAAACU